AUGCGCCGCGCACUCCUCAGUUCGUCGGACGUGUCCGUCCUUGCCUCCAUGGCCAUCGUGAUUCUCUGCACGCUCGCCCUCUUCCUCAGCGGCUACGCCAUCCAACAGCGCACGCUGCGCGACCUGCGCGCCGCCAUACGGCCCCGCGAAACGCGACCCUCGCCGAAAGCGCACCUGCCGGACCGGUUCCGCACGACGACUACGGAGCUCGAGGACGGAACCGUGGUCCUGGUUGAGAGUGACGCGGACAAGGAGGCCAAGGAGGUGGAGCAGCUCGUCGCGACGGCGCAUAUGCCCGAAGACGAAAAGGCGUCACACGAGGUGAAAUCAGACAACGCGCAAGAGAAGCAGCGCCAUCGGCAGCGCCAUCGGCAGCAGCAGCAGCAGCCGGCGUCACGAAAGGAAAACGCCGGUCCCGUAUCGGAGCGCCAGCGUUCCAUCAUUGCACAGCUACAAGCCGACGUCGCGGCCAAAUCAUGGGGCGUCGAGCACCCCGACCCGCUCAAGAAGUCCAAGGUGCCCAUCACGCGCGCCGAGCGACGCCGGCUGAUCAAGGAGGAGAUCCAGCGGCUCGCGCAGUCUGAGCAGCGCGUAUACUACCAGCGCCGGCUGUGGUGA
This is a messenger RNA of Purpureocillium lilacinum, 618 nucleotides long. RefSeq lists its product as uncharacterized. The record is from RefSeq and is a predicted model, not a curated record. Lineage: Eukaryota; Fungi; Ascomycota; Sordariomycetes; Hypocreales; Ophiocordycipitaceae.